Molecule: messenger RNA, 1222 nt
Organism: Verruconis gallopava
Lineage: Eukaryota; Fungi; Ascomycota; Dothideomycetes; Venturiales; Sympoventuriaceae
Exons: 2
Coding region: 273-845 (190 amino acids)
Source: RefSeq, a predicted model, not a curated record
CAGCAACACAACAUAUAUGGGUGUCUGGAGCAAGCGUUGCCCUGUGGUUUCCUAUCGUUCCGGACUCUGCAUAUGCCAAAGGCGCCAUAAAGGUGCCAUCUAUGAGCGGCUACCAACGUAGGAGCCAGCUUUUGAUGAAAAGCGGUGUAUAAAGAGCGGCUCCUGCGCCCCACAUCGACAGACCGCAGCCAGCAUUGCCAAGUAGCUCGAUUGUUCUUUUUGUGCCUUCAAACUGGCAAUAGCUCUACAGUUCCUUACAUAUAAUCUAAAAAAUGACUGGUGGGAAACGUACUCGCGUCGUUGGCGCUCCGGACGCCGAGAUCGAUCCAGCAGAGUCGAGCUCUGACGAGUCGAGCGCUGAAGAAUUACCCGGUGUCCAGUCGCCCAAGAAGAGAAUACAGUUAGAUGCCACAGAGUCUGGCAAAUCGUCAGGUGACAGGCCAAUACGCUGCUCUUUGCCUCCACACGACGAGAUGGAGUUUGAUUCGUAUGAGGCAUAUGAGACCCAUUUUGAACAGCAGCAUCGAUACCGAUGUUCAGAAUGCUGUAGAAACUUCCCCUCGGAUCAUUAUUUGCAGUUGCAUAUCGCAGAGAACCAUGAUCCGAUCACUGCAGUCAAAAGGGAACGGGGAGAGAAGACGUUUGCGUGCUUUGUCGAAGAUUGCGAGCGCAAAUGCUCUACUGCACAGAAACGCCGUAUGCAUAUGAUUGAUAAACAUGGCUUUCCCAAGGUGAGCCAGCUGAGUCUCUCAUACCAUUGUCGCCGUUCCUGCACCGUCGCAGUGUACGACGAACAAAUCAGAUCUUGGCACUUAAUUGGGGACCAGCUAUUGAUUACUUAUUAGCUCUAUGAUUUCUUCAUAGUCAACGAUGGCAUAGACAGGCGCACUUCAAUGCUGCGCCAACAUACUAAUCGCAAGCAUCGACCUCGAGCGCCCUUGACUGCGGAUGCGUCCGAGUUAGAUCCCGAAGCACAGCUCUCGUCAUUAACAAAGUCAAUGUCGGCCCUCAAGUUCGUGCCUCGAAAUGUUAAGUUUGGCCGUGGAGGCUCCAAGUCCUUUACUAGAUAACAGUACAUGCAAGAAUAACCACACCGUUUCCAUCUGAAUUGAACUCAAAACCGCGCAUACGUGAACAAAUGAGGUCAAGGAUGGAACAAAUCCAAUCCACUUGCUCUUCCAAGACCCUCUUCCCAGGAACAACGCGAGUUUGAGCUAUCACG